UGAAGUUGCUGUUAUUUUUCUUCUCUUAUUCUCUCUCCUCUCUUUCGGUUCAUGAUAAAAAAAAAAAAAAAAACAAAACAAAUUAAGCACGCAGCAAUGCAGUAGAAACUAAACCCAGAAAGAAAACAAUAGCAAAAUGUGGAAAUCCAUUUUAGGGGGAGACGAUGAAGAAGAACAAAGAGAUGAAGGCUUCGUUGACGAUCAAACAACCAAUGAUGAUAAUUUUUGUGCUCUUUCUUACACAGAGAGAAUUUAUGGGUUUGCUGCUUGUUUGAUCGCUGGAUUUCUCUUUAUAUUCCUGUCAAUGAUCGUGUUCGUAAGGCCCAUCAAGUUUGCCCUACUGUUUACUUUUGGGAAUGUAUUGGCUGUUGGAAGUACAGCCUUCAUCAUUGGACCAGCUGAGCAAUUAAGAAAGAUGUUUGAUCCUGUCCGCGUUUAUGCAACUGCUGUCUACCUGGGAUGUGCAGUUUUGGCUCUUAUAUGUGCUAUUUUGAUUCACAGCAAGGUUUUAACUCUAUUUGCUAUGAUAUUUGAGAUAUGUGCUCUCAUUUGGUACAGUCUAAGCUACAUUCCUUUCGCCAGAAGAGUAAUUUCUGAUGUGAUGGUCCGCUUCCUCGACACUGAAAUUUAAAAGUGUCACCGUUUCAUCACUCCUCUCCACUCAAUUCACGACUUCACUUGGCUCUUUCAGUUCUCUGGUGUGAUAACCGAUUCAACCAGGUUCAUACGGUUCCUUUUCCAGUCGCUUUCCUUUCUGCACAUUACACCAAUUCUUUAUAUACGUACAGUUUUCCUGUAAAUUCCCCGUAUAUUUUUUUUCUUGUUGAACUGGGUAGGAAAAGUUCCGACUGAUCAAUCUAAGCCAAUAAAUGUUCCUGUCAUCCCGUGUGCUAUAUCGACACUGACUGACGUGACUGUUUACCGCUGUUACCUACAAUCUUGUGAUGUUGAUUCGCAACAACCUUAAUCCAGUCUGCACCACCUACCCCAGAUUGGCUGCCGAAAAGUUUUACCUGUAUUUAUUUUAUGUAUAUGCUGUUUUUUAUGAGUACUUUGUUCCGAAUUCUUUGGAAAAAAAAAGGAUGUAUGCGUGCCGUAGUUGCUUGCUUAUUAAACAAAAGGACUCCAUCUUUGAAUUCUAUGGUUAUUGAUGUUGAUUUCUGGAAUUUUAUAUGAGCCUGGUUGUGUGUUA
This is a messenger RNA of Spinacia oleracea (spinach), 1192 nucleotides long. RefSeq lists its product as uncharacterized. Lineage: Eukaryota; Viridiplantae; Streptophyta; Magnoliopsida; Caryophyllales; Amaranthaceae. The coding region runs from base 137 to 631 and encodes 164 amino acids. The transcript has 6 exons. Gene Ontology annotation, biological process: vesicle-mediated transport. The record is from RefSeq and is a predicted model, not a curated record. Gene Ontology annotation, cellular component: membrane.